This is a messenger RNA of Phymastichus coffea, 1428 nucleotides long. RefSeq lists its product as uncharacterized. The transcript has 7 exons. The coding region runs from base 1 to 1428 and encodes 475 amino acids. Lineage: Eukaryota; Metazoa; Arthropoda; Insecta; Hymenoptera; Eulophidae. The record is from RefSeq and is a predicted model, not a curated record.
AUGACGAAACUUCAGAUUAUUAUAUUGGCGAUAUUGCCCUUAUGUUUCGGCCAAUUCUCCAUCCAAGGGCCGAGCGAUGGAAACAGACGGGCUCAGGGCCUCAAGUAUAGCCCGGACAAGGGAAUCGAGUACACGAAUCAAGCCGAAUCUUUGGGAACCGGUGGUUUCUCAAUAACUGGAGCAAGUGACGGUAACAGUGAUUUCCAAAUCCAGGGCGCGACUGAUGGUAAUUCUGAAUUCCGCAUCCAAGGUGCAACUGAUGGAAACUCCCAGUUCCAAAUCCAUGGAGCGACUGAUGGCGGUAGCCAAGCUUACGUUCACGACUAUAAUACUAAUGAGCAAGCUAUCAAUCAAGGUGAAACUAUAAAUUAUAAUGCGUGCUCAGGUCAGCAAGACCAUUGGGGUGUCUACAGUCGCGCUGCCCAAGCAUCUCAAGCUCAGCCUGAAUACGAAGAGCAGCCAGCUCCCCGACCAGUCCAGAGACGACCCAGCCACAGGCGUGCGCAAGCUCAAGCGCGAUCACAGCAGCCGAAGCCACAGCCGCAACCACAAGGCCAACCGCAGGAACAAGCGGAGCCACGCUACCAUCACACGGCGCCCAUAGCCAACAUCAAUUACAACCCCAUCGACAAGGCACCGCCGUCCAUUCAGGAGAUACUUCAGUUCCAGGCCCAAAUACCAUAUGUCAACAUUAUACCCGAGCACCUUAGAUUCGAUCCACUAGCGGCUGCCAAAGAGCAAGCAGCGAAAUUCGCCGAAGAAUACCCCAAGCAAGUGUUAGCCCAGCAACCGCAGCAGCUGGUGAUCGAAGAGGCACCGCGCAGCCAGUAUAGAGCCCGACCCCCCCAGCAACAGCAGCAUCAGCAGCAGCCACGCCAGCGGCAGCAGGAACGACGACAAGCACCUUCCUACGAUGCCCAGCAGCAGCAGCAGCAGCAGCAGGCCUACUUGCAGCAGCAACAAGCUUACGCGCAGCAAGCUUACGCGGAGACUCAGCAGCGACGACAGGCACCGCAGUACCAAGCUUACGCGCAGCAGCAACAGCAGCAGCAAGCCCAAGCGGAGCAGCCAUCCCCGAAAAACUACAGGCGAGUCAAUCAGCCGCCGGUCGAGCACGCGCCUCAUUAUUCCACCAACUUGCCCAAGCAGAUCCAGGAGAUUUUGAGGUAUCAGGCGCAGAUCCCUUACGACAUCAUCGCUAAUCAGAUUCACAUCAAACCCGAGAAGCCCUAUGUGCCGCAGCCCAUCCAGCCGACUCACGCUCAGCAAGAACCUGCUCGCUACAAGGCUCAGGCGAGCGAAUAUCAGCAGCCGUACUACCAGCAGCCGCCGCAAGCUCACGGUUAUUAUGCUCAGUCUCCCGCGCAUCAACAGCACAGCCAGCAGUACGAAGCUAGCGAGGAAGAAAGCGCGGAAACUUCAGCUUAG